CAAAGCCCAAAACUAGCCGAUCAUCAGCUCUAUAGUUAAUUAUCCAGAGAGAUUAGUUGAUAAUUAGCUAAGCAACAAAAGUGUAUACAUGGACGCGAUCAGCAGCCUGAUGCUGCAGGGAGGAUGGAGGAAGGGCCCAUGGACUGCGCUGGAGGACGGGCUCCUCAGCGAGUACGUGCGGCAGCACGGCGAGGGCAGCUGGAACUCUGUCGCGAACCUCACAGGGCUGCGGCGGAGCGGGAAGAGCUGCCGGCUGCGGUGGGUGAACUACCUCCGGCCGGACCUCAAGCGGGGCAAGAUCACCCCCGACGAGGAGACCGUCAUCCUCCAGCUGCACGCCAUGCUCGGCAACAGAUGGUCGGCGAUCGCGCGGUGCCUGCCGGGGAGGACGGACAACGAGAUCAAGAACUACUGGCGGACGCACUUCAAGAAGGCCCGGCCGUCGCGCCGCGCCCGGGCGCAGCUGCUUCACCAGUACCAGCUCGAGCAGCAGCAGCAGCGCCAGUAUCUCCAGAGCCUGCAGUUCCUGCAACAGCAGCAGCUGCAGAACCAGACCCAACAGGUGAUGAUGAGCCAACAGUAUGAGCAGCAGAGCCCGCCGGAGCCUGAUCACCAGGCCGUGAUGGCGAUGGUGAACAACCUGCAGAGCGCGGAGUGCUACUGCAGCCCGGUGUCGGUUCCCGAGCAGUACUGCGCACUCCCGGCCGACGAUGACGAGCAGCUAUGGGAUAGCCUGUGGAGGCUGGUCGACGGGGACGGCUGCAGCGCCGGCGACGGCUCCAGCGGAGGCGAGUACUAGCUAGCCAGCCAGCUAGCGUGGCGCGGGGCGUGUAUGUGUGUAUGCCAGUGUAAAGAGCGCGGAAGAGGAGGUACUGCAGGUUUCAGUUGCUGCAAGGAUACUGCUAGUGGUAGUGUAGUGUAGCGGAGGCGACCAUGCUUCAUGUUAUACUUUUACCCAUGAACCAUGAGCAAGUGGCAUUGUACGAAGGCGCCCUAUGUUUUUCUGGUCCCGUCACAAGGUUGCGAUAGCACCAUGUAAUUUUGGUUUCAAGAUCAUGUGUCCACCAUGAAUUUUAUCUGGAUGAGUUUCUUCAGUUCAUACUUUGUCAAUGGGAAGAAUACCAACUGCUGA
Phragmites australis (common reed) is the source of this 1132-nucleotide messenger RNA. RefSeq names its product transcription factor WER-like. Gene Ontology annotation, cellular component: nucleus. NCBI's taxonomy places the organism in Eukaryota, Viridiplantae, Streptophyta, Magnoliopsida, Poales, Poaceae. The transcript has 3 exons. The record is from RefSeq and is a predicted model, not a curated record. The coding region runs from base 89 to 799 and encodes 236 amino acids. Gene Ontology annotation, biological process: regulation of DNA-templated transcription. Gene Ontology annotation, molecular function: sequence-specific DNA binding; DNA-binding transcription factor activity.